CGGAAACAUGUACGCUUACCAAAUUUGGCAAACCUUGAGAAAAUUGACUCCCAAUAGUUUGGCCAUUUGGGAAUAUUAUGGCCAAAUUUGGUUUGACAAAAGAAAAAAUUCGUUAUCAUACUUCGUAUAGUUACUAAUUAAUUAGUCUGAAGUAAUGAAAUGAGUCGUUUGAAUUGAAAACUAGAAAAACAAAACGAGUCAAAAAUUGGAAGGCAAAAAGCGAGGUACGAGGAGAGAUGGCGACAGUUAUGCUCUCACAAAACUUGCUUAAUUAUCUCCUUCCACCUUCCCCACUCUCUCUAUUCUCUCGCCGGCGAUUUAUACUAGACACUAAACACACUACACACUCUUGACUCAAAAUUCAAUUAAAGCAAACCCUAAUUUCGCCGGAAAUCUCUCAGAACCGUUGAGAGAAUCUUCCCUACACUAUACAAAUCUCCUUCGCUCACAUUUCUUCCUAAGGCGAUGUGGAUUCCUCAAUGUCGGAGAUGAUCGCUGCGAUUUCACCUUCUUUCAACGCCAGAGCGAAGCAGAACAAACCUACGAAGCCACCGUCGGAAUCACCGUUCGCCGUUUCUCACCGCCGGCCAAAACCACGAGAUGUAGCAUCACGAUACCUCGAUUCCACCAUCUCUUUCUCGUCUUCUUCUUUGUUCCAGUCUUCACCGUCAUCGACGGCGAAGAGAUGUCAAUCGCCGAGUGUUACCAGGACGAAUCGACCGGCGACUCCAUCGGCGGUUAAAAAUCGGCCGCAAUCGACUGGGAGGAGGCAGUCGGCGGCGUCACCAACACGUCGUGACUCGUUAGAUCGACGAGGUAGUGGAGGAGAGGUUUCUACGGCGGAGAGAAUGCUGUUGGCUUCUGGGAGAGGCUUGUUCGCGUCGUUUCAGGGGAACGAGAACAGAUCGAAGCUAAAUUCAUCUCCGAUUACUCCACGGAGAGGAACACUAGAGAAGAAGAAGACGGCAACAACUAAGAAUGCUGUGGCGGCUCAGCAAGAGAAAGCGAAGCUCUCUGAGCAAUGGCCUAGGUCUCUGCAGCCUAAUUGUCUCAGUAGAAGCCUAGGCUUCACCGAUUUAAGGAAGAAAGUGAGCGGAUCUUGCAAUGGUGUAGCUAGAACUCUGCAGAAUUCGGAUAAGGUUGAUUGUAAGAUCUCUAAUGGAGUGAGGAAGAUCUCUGUAAACAGUCCUGCAUCGUCUCCCAAAGGAAUUGGCACCACGAGAAGCCAGUUGUUUCCAAGGCGUGAGCAGAUUCGACCUGCUUCACCUAACAAGUUUGGUAUGGCUCCAGCUUCUUAUUCGAGUCCGAGAGGAAGCAGUAUUGCUAGAGGAAUAAGCCCUUCGAGAGGCGUGAUUCAUCAUCCAAGAGGGAUUAGUCCACUUAGAGUGAGAAGCUCGUCGAGUAGUAAUACCAAUAGCACACCUUUGAUUCUGGAUUUUGCUUUGGUUGCUAAAAAAGAGAAGAUCAGAGACAGAGAGAAUGGUGUUGCAGACGAUGCUCACUUGUUAAGGAUGUUUCACAAUAAGUUGCUGCAGUGGAGAUUCGCUAAUGCAAGAGCAAAUGCUGUUAUCUCUACACAAAAGAUGAGAGCUGAGAGAAGACUGUACAAUGCAUUCAUAAGUAUCUCUAAGCUCUAUGAUUCUGUGAGAGAGAAAAGAAUUGAAAUGCAGUACCUUAAGCAGAAUCUGAAACUGAUUUCUAUUCUCAAUAAGCAAAUGGUAUAUCUACAAGAAUGGUUCGUCAUGGACCGUGAUUAUACGAGUUCUUUAGUAGGAGCUGCUGAAGCGUUGAAAGGAAGCACGUUUUGUCUACCUGUUGAUAACGCCGCGAUGGUGAAUGUACAAAGUGUUAAAGAUGCUAUUUGUUCAGCAGUUGAUGUUAUGCAGGCUAUGGCAUCUUCCAUAUGCUUGUUGCUUCCAAAGGUUGUGAAAGUAAGUUGCUUGGCAGCAGAACUUAACCGUGUAAAUGUCAAGGAGCAAGGGAUGCUUGAUGUGUGUAAGAAGCUCCUAAACACAAUCUCAGCUUUACAGGUAGUAGAAUGCAGUUUGAGGACACAGGCUAUACAAUUACAAUGUUAAGCUGUCAAAAGUUGUUAUUUUACCAAAACCAAAGUGUAAGUAAGAAAGCUACACGUUAAGGUCAAUUUUGGACGUAUGAGAUCAAUCUAAUUCAAAAUAUAGAAAGGCCAAUUUCCAUUUAACCAGAAGAAACCGGUUGUAAUUAUUUUUGUUCUAUAGAUUUUUUUUUAAUAUGUUUAACUUCAGAAAGAGAGUAACUAAAUCAGAUCAAAGCCAUUGUCCAAAUAUUUUUACACGUUUCCAAGAUUAUACUCGAAAGAUUUGUAUUGGUAAAAGAAUCAACAAA
Messenger RNA from Thlaspi arvense, 2364 nucleotides. The record is from the annotation of a GenBank genome assembly. NCBI's taxonomy places the organism in Eukaryota, Viridiplantae, Streptophyta, Magnoliopsida, Brassicales, Brassicaceae.